This is a messenger RNA of Polyodon spathula (Mississippi paddlefish), 1699 nucleotides long. RefSeq names its product lipase member H-like. The record is from RefSeq and is a predicted model, not a curated record. Gene Ontology annotation, molecular function: lipase activity; carboxylic ester hydrolase activity. The transcript has 11 exons. NCBI's taxonomy places the organism in Eukaryota, Metazoa, Chordata, Actinopteri, Acipenseriformes, Polyodontidae. Gene Ontology annotation, biological process: lipid metabolic process. The coding region runs from base 122 to 1513 and encodes 463 amino acids.
CACAAUACUAGAGGUGCAGCUUGUUAAACUAGGGUUAUUUUCCAGGGACUGAAAACAGAAACUUCAGGACUUAAUAGUUCUGUCAUUAUUCAAAUCCCUUCAAUCCUUUCUUAUAUCGUCUAUGGUCGCUCCUUCAGCUGUUCUGAAGAUAAAAGCAGCAAUGUUCAAAUGGUGGAUCCCGGUGCUCCUUCAUCCCUGUGUACUUUGGGCAGAACCUGAAUGUGAGCACUUCACAGCCUUGGACUUUCAUGAUUCCUUUAUUGGGACAAAACUGAACGUUAAGCUAUUGCUCUACACAAAUGAAACCAUAAACUGUGGAAAUAAACUGGAUCACACAAAUUUCACAGGUUCUAAUUUGCUGAAUGUGAAAAGAAAAACCACCUUUGUAAUCCAUGGGUACAGGCCAACAGGAGCCCCUCCAGUGUGGAUAAACACAAUAGUACAGCUUUUGUUAUCUGCUGAAGAUAUGAACGUGAUUAUAGUUGACUGGAACAGAGGAGCUGCUACCAUCAUAUAUCCAAAAGCAGCUGAAAACACAAAGAGAGUGGCACAAAUCCUAACCACGUUUAUUAAACAGAUGAUGGAAAUGGGCAGUUCACUCAGCUCUUUCCAUUUGAUAGGAAUCAGUCUUGGAGCUCACAUAUCUGGGUUUGUUGGGAACAUGCUGGGUGGCAAAAUUGGAAGGAUUACCGGCCUUGACCCUGCAGGCCCAAUGUUUACUGGCAAACCCCCGACAGAGAGGCUUGACCCCACUGAUGCAGAGUUUGUGGAUGUCUUACAUACCGAUAUUGACGCUUUAGGUUUCAGAGAACCGCUAGGACACAUAGAUUUCUAUGCCAACGGAGGAACAGACCAACCUGGCUGCCCCAGAACCAUAUUUUCUGGAAAACAAUAUUUUGUGUGUGACCAUCAGAGAUCUGUAUUCCUAUUCCUCUGCUCUUUAAAUAAGACCUGUGAAAUAACGGCUUACCCCUGCUCAUCAUACCAACAAUUUCUGGAUGGUAAAUGCACUCAAUGUGAAGAUUUUCAUCCAGCACCUUGUCCUGUGUUAGGUUUUUACGUAUACAGAUGGAAAGAUGCUCUUCUUAAACUUGAACAAACAAAAGCAUAUUUUUCUACAACAACAGAUCCUCCAUUUUGUAUGUACAAUUACCUUCUGGAUAUCAUUACAUGGAACAAAAGCACACGCUGGGGAUUCAUUACAAUAAAAUUCAUGAGUGGAAAAAAUGUGACAGAAGCAAAAUUAAAUCACAAAGCGUCGAAAUUUGAAGAAUACACAGAAACACAGUUGCUAGCACAGUUUGAUAAGGAUGUGGAGAAUGUCCAAAAGAUCUCAGUCAAAUUCUCCACAGGAAAUGUAAUUGGCCCCAAAUAUAAACUGAGAGUUAUACGCAUGAGACUGAGGUCGUUGGAUAACAAAAACAGACCACACUUGUGUAGAUAUGAUCUGAUUAUGGAGGAAAAUACUGAAGUGACAUUCCGUCCAAUCGUUUGCCAGGACAUUGAAAUGUAAUAUGAAAGCUAUAGUGAUGUUAAAAAAAAAAAAAUGGAUUAUGGAUUUUAUAAAAUAGCUUAUUUGUAAUUCUUUUGUAAUAAGAACAUGCAAUAGUAUUGGUAUUAUUUUUGUAAAGGAUAAUUUAAACAAUAUGUACAAUAUUUCUUUUGUUUCCUUUUUCCCCCUGUAAAUAAACAUUUCUAG